AUGCUUGAUCGUCUUCAAGACCAAAGUGCGCCUGACCUACUCAACCUUCAGCAAAGCUAUGAUCAGGCGGAAGUAAAGUACGGCGUAACCAACGAGCCGGCCAAGGUAUUACUCAGUAUAUCUCGCCACUACGAAAAGGUGUGCCGUGCCUUCACAGGAAGCGUCUUCACAUGCAGCAGCAUGGUCACGCAGAGCGGUGAAAGCAUGAAGUCUGUCAUCAAAGAGAAUGGUAAUAUGCUUAGUAUUGCAGUCAGUGAUAGUUUCAUAGGGUUCAAGGAAUAA
Molecule: messenger RNA, 282 nt
Organism: Aphanomyces astaci
Lineage: Eukaryota; Oomycota; Saprolegniomycetes; Saprolegniales; Verrucalvaceae
Exons: 2
Coding region: 1-282 (93 amino acids)
Source: RefSeq, a predicted model, not a curated record